AUGAAGAAAGAAAUUGCGGAGUUCAUUUCAAGGUGCCUUCAAUGUCAACAAGUAAAAGCGGAGCAUCAAAGACCGGCGGGGUUACUUCAAUCUCUCCCUAUUCCGAAAUGGAAGUGGGAGCAUAUAACUAUGGAUUUUAUUGUAGGCUUACCCCGAACACCCCGAGGUAUGGAUUCUAUAUGGGUUGUGGUGGAUAUAUUCACUAAGCCUACUCAUUUUCUACCUGUGAAGACUGUUUAUAAUGCUGAUAGACUUGCUACGGUGUACAUUGCGGAGAUUAUUCGACUGCAUAGUGUUCCAGUUUCCAUUGUGUCAAAUAGAGACUCUAAAUGUCGAACUCCAGCUUGUUGGACUGAGGUUGGGGAUAGGUCAUUGAUUGGGCCUGAAAUUGUGCAAGUUACUACGGAAAAGAUUCCAAUCAUCCAACAGAGAUUAAAAACUGCUCAAAGUCGACAAAAGAGCUAUGCGGAUCAAAGAAGGAGAGACUUGGAGUUUGAAGUUGGGGCUCAUGUUUUUGUCAAAGUCACUCUAAUGAAAGGGCACGCAAGAUUUGGAAAGAAAGGGAAAUUAUCACCCCGGUACAUAGGGCCGUUUCAGAUUUUGGAAAGUCUGGGUCCAGUGGCUUAUCAGAUUGCUUUACCACCGAGCAUGGAGCAAAUGCACAAUGUGUUUCAUGUAUCAAUGUUGCGAGGCUACCUUUGA
Camellia sinensis is the source of this 702-nucleotide messenger RNA. The record is from RefSeq and is a predicted model, not a curated record. Lineage: Eukaryota; Viridiplantae; Streptophyta; Magnoliopsida; Ericales; Theaceae.